UUUGAAAUCAAAAUAUUUGAAUAGAAUAAUUAUCGUAUCUUUCCUAUUACAGCACAAAUUCAAGUUUUUAAGAAAAAAUGUCGCUUUCAUUAAACAGACUAAUUACAAGGAAACUUUUGACUAUAUUUACAACUUCAAAGAGAAACUUCAAAGUAGCAGUGCUAGGUGCAUCCGGGGGCAUCGGGCAACCUCUGGCUCUUCUGUUAAAGCAGAACCCUCUAGUAUCUCAACUAGCGCUGUAUGAUGUGUCCAAGAUAACCCCAGGAGUUGCAGUAGACCUAUCUCACAUGAACACUUGUACAUUAACCGAGGGGUUUACGGGCGAAGAUCAGCUGUGUACAUGUCUGUAUGGUUCAAGUGUAGUUAUAAUCCCAGCUGGUUUGCCACGAAAGCCAGGUAUGAGUCGUGACGACCUGUUCAAGUCUAAUGCUGGAAUUAUAGCAAACCUCACCUGCGCAAUAGCUCGUUUUUGUCCUUGUGCCAUGAUAUGCAUUAUCACUAAUCCAGUCAACGCGUGUGUGCCUAUUGCCUCAGAGAUUAUGUGCAAGUGUGGUGUUUAUGACCCUAAUAGAAUCUUUGGUGUCACAACACUUGACUUGGUUCGAGCUUCUACUUUCGUAGCAGAGGUGAACUUGACGAAUCCUACCUGUCAAUACGUUCCUGUGAUCGGUGGGCACGCGGGUGCUACGAUAAUACCACUGUUAAGUCGAAGUUGUCCUCCAAUAUUAAUGUCGGGUACCACUAGAGAUACUCUUACGAAGCGGAUUCAAGAAGGUGGUACAGAAGUGGUGGCAGCGAAGGCGGGGGGUGGAUCGGCGACGCUUUCUAUGGCGUUUGCAGCAGCUCGAUUUGCUAACGCCAUUUUAAGAGGACUCAAUGGUGAAGAAAACGUCGUUGAGCCUGCAUAUGUCAAAUCGAACGUCACGGCUUCGGCCUAUUUUUCCACCCCUUUACUCUUAGGUAGGUGUGGUAUAAAAGAAAAUCUUGGCAUCGGAAAAGUUGACCAGUACGAACAGGAUCUUAUAUGUAAAGCUGUUCCGAUGCUGCAGAAAAGUAUUAAAGCGGGCGUAGAUUUUGUUAAAAAUUUACCUAGUAAGUAGGUAGGGAAGGGAAUGGUCUGGAUAGUAAAGAUAGAAGAUUGUAACUUGUAACCGAUACCAACUAAAUGGUCGUUAUGAAUUAAUACUUUGAUAAGUAAUAUCUCAGUACGCCGGUUGUUCCUAAUUAGAGUACCAAUACUACACGUAUAUCCUAUUAAUAAGUGCUUAAAAAUAUUUAG
Pectinophora gossypiella (pink bollworm) is the source of this 1279-nucleotide messenger RNA. Its product is annotated as malate dehydrogenase, mitochondrial-like. The record is from RefSeq and is a predicted model, not a curated record. Bases 78 to 1100 code for a protein of 340 amino acids. The transcript is spliced from 6 exons. Gene Ontology annotation, biological process: tricarboxylic acid cycle; malate metabolic process. Gene Ontology annotation, molecular function: L-malate dehydrogenase (NAD+) activity. NCBI's taxonomy places the organism in Eukaryota, Metazoa, Arthropoda, Insecta, Lepidoptera, Gelechiidae. Gene Ontology annotation, cellular component: mitochondrion; cytoplasm.